Molecule: messenger RNA, 1713 nt
Organism: Passer montanus (Eurasian tree sparrow)
Lineage: Eukaryota; Metazoa; Chordata; Aves; Passeriformes; Passeridae
Gene: MSTO1
Product: misato mitochondrial distribution and morphology regulator 1
Exons: 13
Coding region: 1-1653 (550 amino acids)
Biological process (GO): mitochondrion distribution
Cellular component (GO): cytoplasm
Source: RefSeq, a predicted model, not a curated record
AUGCCGGGCGAGGCGGUCACGCUGCAGCUCGGGCACUUCUCGGGCUGCGUGGGCGCGCACUGGUGGGAGAGCCCCGCGCCGCGCCUGGUGGCGCUGGAGCUGAAAGGCGGCGUGGGCGCGCUCGGAGCGGACGGGGCGGGCGCGGAGCCGCCCGUGAGCUGGGACGGGCCCGUGGCCGACUACCGGGAGCGGGGCUGCCCGUCGCGGGACACCGGGAGCUGCAGGGGAGACGCUGCCGGGGACAGGAAGGGCAGUGCCGGUGCUGCGGGGCCAGGUUUGUGCUCGUCCGCGGGGGUCAGCUCCAGAAAGGCAGAAUGCCCUGGAUCCUGCUGCGGGACAGCGCUGGGGAACGGGGAGAAGGGAAACUGGGAUAAAGGUGCAGCUCCUGCAGGGUCCCAGGCCCCCUCAGUGAGGCUCUGGUCUGACUACCUCAACGUUCCUCUGCACCCCAGGAGCCUCUACGUGAUCCGGCAGUACCUGCACGAUGGGGACUGUGGAUGUCUCGAAGCCUUCGGGCAAGGUGAAAGUCUCCUGCAGGACCCUGCCUGUGUGGAGGAGCUGGAAGAUCGGCUGCACUUCUUUGUUGAGGAGUGUGAUUACCUCCAGGGGUUUCAGGUGCUGUGUGACAUUCACAAUGGGUUCUCUGGAGUUGGUGCCAAGGUGACAGAGCUGCUCCACGAUGAAUAUUCCCGGAAGGGGAUCCUGACCUGGGGCCUGACUCCAGUGCUGAGCACUGUGGCAGACCCUCAGAAGAGUUUUUACAGACUGAUGAACACAGCCCUGGGCAUUGCCCACCUCUCCCGUCACAGCUCCCUCUUCUGCCCCCUGUCACUCAGUGGGAGUUUGGGGAUCAAGCCAGAGCCUCCUGUGACGUUUCCAUACAUAAAAUACAAUGCAUCCCUGAACUACCACAGCAGUGCAAUUCUGGCAGCAGCACUGGACACCCUCACAGCUCCCUACAGGCUCUGCUCCUCCCAGGGCUCCAUGCUGCACUUGGCUGACUCCCUCACCUUCUCUGGGAGGAAGGUUGUGGCUGCUUGGGCAGCUCUUCCCUUCCCUGCCUUGUCUGGCUCCUCGCUCCCUGAUGUUUUAAGUGCCCACCAGGAUGUGCCCUGGAAGCUUCUGUCCUCCUGGAAGGAGCAGAAGGGCAGCUGCUGUUUUGCUCAGUCUGCUGUGCUGCGAGGAAUUUGCCAAGAGAAAAGCAGCAGCUGCCUGGGCCAGCCCAGGUCCCCCCUGCACAGCUGUGAGAGCUCUGAGGAGGUGCUCCAGCACUACUUCCACACCCGGUUCCCAGGAGCCUUCAGCACAUCCCACGUGCUCCAGCAGCCCUGUCACACCCAGCCUCCCUUCCCUCAGUUCUUCUCUCCUCUCCUGACCAGACGAGGUUUCCUCCUGGACAAAGCUCAGGGCUUUUCCUCAGCAGGCGUUGAGAGCGUGCCCGUGCUGGCAGCCCUGCAGAGCUGCCCCGGGCUGCAGGGGCUGCUCUGGGGGCUGUGCCGGGAGCUGCGGGCGCGGCGCUGCAGCGGCUCCUGCGCGGCUGGGCUGGAGCACGACGACUUCCAGGAGGCCCUGGAGGAGCUCAGGACGCUGGCCCAGUGCUACCAGACAGGGUCUGGAGCUGAUGGAUCUGAGGAUGAAGAAGAUUCAGACUGAUGCAGGGUGGGAGUGGCUUUAAGGUGGCUCCCAGAAUAAAGGAAUGGUUUUGGAGAUGGC